Penicillium chermesinum is the source of this 1671-nucleotide messenger RNA. RefSeq names its product Guanine-nucleotide dissociation stimulator CDC25. NCBI's taxonomy places the organism in Eukaryota, Fungi, Ascomycota, Eurotiomycetes, Eurotiales, Aspergillaceae. The record is from RefSeq and is a predicted model, not a curated record. Bases 1 to 1671 code for a protein of 556 amino acids. The transcript has a single exon.
AUGGCGCCAUUCGCCUCCAUCGAUCAAGUGGCAAGCGAGAAUCUUCAGCCGCAAAGGCGCGCUAUUGUCCACGAUGACCCAUUGCGAUGGUCGAGCUCCCAGCUCUCCGAGCUACGCCCCCGAGAAGCCGAAGACGUCGAGUCUGUUAUGACUGAUAACCAGCCAGAAUCGAUCCCUUCCUCUCACCCUCGCAGACGUGCCAACUCGAUUUCUACCAUCUCGGAGCAGCGAUCGGUCGGUGGAGGCAACCGUGGAGAACUCCGUAUCGUGAUCGAUCGAUCAGAGGACCAGCCCGGAUCCGCAGGUGGGAAAUCGCCUGACACAGCGCUGGAAGUCCCUAUUCCUCAUUACCGACUUGGAUCGCCACGGUUCAACCAGGAGGGUAGUGCAACCCUGCAGAGUUCCGUCUACACGCGGAAUUCCACGUCCGAUAAUUUUCGAAACUCGACCUUGCUAGGUGGUAUGGUCGACCCUAUGCCCGCCCGAAUCCAUGGCCCGUAUAGCAGAGAUUCAACUUCCCGUAAUCGAUCCUCCUUCGCCGUCUCGAUGUUUUCUGGCGCGGCGGCAGCUAUAGAUCUGAGCCGAGCUUCUCCAUUGCCAAGAAACUCCAUUGUAUACGAGCUGAAGGAGCCGGUGGAACCUUCCAUAUAUGAGAAUUUGGUCUCUGAAAUGGAUGAUGAGGCCGUCGUACGCUACAUCCCUGGCACCAAAGACAUCAGCGCCGCGACACCUGCUCGUAUUGUGGCUCAGGUCUCAUCAGAGUCGUUUAUGGACUACGAAUUAGUCUCGGAUUUCUUUCUCACGUUUCGCUCAUAUCUUUCCACCGAUCAUUUGUUGGCUUUGCUUCUUGCUCGUCUACAGUGGGCUAUCAACCGACCGCAAGAUGAUGGACGUAUCAUUCGGAUCCGCACUUUCGCUGCUCUAAGACACUGGAUCUUGAAUUAUUUUGUGGAUGACUUCGUGACGAGCUAUGAACUUCGCCAAACAUUUUGCGAGACCAUCAACGCCUUGUAUCAAGAGGUCAAGUCGCGCCAAAAUGGCUGCAUGAGUGAUUUGAAGAUUUUGAUCGACCUGAAGCGGUGUUGGAAUGGCAAGUGCUCAGUUUACUGGGGCAGUUCCGACUUCUCGCAGGCCUACAACGAUCCUGACAGCCAUAUAAUUCCGGGGGAUACCGAGGUCGAUAUCCUUUCUAGCGCAGAGAUUCCUCACCAAACUGUUCCACUUUCUGCAUCUGCAUCGGCCUUCCCCGCAGAUACCAGUUCCAAAGAAAACCUCCCUUCCACCCAUCAUGAGCGAAACGACUCAGCGGGGACCGGGCAGAGCAUUCCUGUUUCCUCCAAAAGUGAGCAAAGUAUUAUGGCUCUCUCCUGUUCACUUCCUCCGAGGUCUCCAAGACGUCAGUCUGGCUCUUACAAGGGCAAGGCUCCGCGACCGAUUUUUUUUGGCCUCUCAAAGUCCGUGUCGCCGCAUGAGCGGCCUCCAACUUCUCCAAUAAUCUCGCGGCAUCCAUUUCCAGGCCAUAGUCAUAAGAGAAGUGGCAGCUUCUCUGAUUCAGUGCGAGAUGACCGUCUUCCCAUGUCCGCGACGGACCAUGGCUCUACGGACCAUGUGGUUCAGGAAGCAUUGGACCCUGUCCGUUUAAUCCGGGGUGUUCUUUACCCCCCCUGCUGA